Molecule: messenger RNA, 2091 nt
Organism: Miscanthus lutarioriparius
Lineage: Eukaryota; Viridiplantae; Streptophyta; Magnoliopsida; Poales; Poaceae
Source: the annotation of a GenBank genome assembly
AUGCGGCGCGACGAUGCAGGCGGCGGCGGGUUCCACGAGCUGUUCGACUCCGUGCGCCGCUCCAUCUCCUUCCGCGCGGGCGCCGCUGCCGUCGACGAGCCGUCCCCCUCUCUCUCCUCCUCCUCUGCCGCCGCCGCGAGCGGUGCUGGGGGCUUCAGGGAGCGGAUCGGCAACCGCCUCCGCAGGUCGCGGGGGAUGGGGCUGCUCGGCAUGGCGGCCAAGGGCCCCUCGCCCACGCGCCGCCUCCUGCCGCCACCGUCGCCGUCGCCGCCCCCGCUCGUGGCCGCGGCCUCGGCCUCGGCCUCCGACGGAUGUGGCAGGGUAGGGGGAGAAGGAAGCGGCGGAGGAGAGGAGAACCCGCCGAUCCGGUGGCGGAAGGGCGACCUCAUCGGGAGUGGCGCGUUCGGGCAGGUGUACCUCGGCAUGGACCUCGACUCCGGCGAGCUCCUCGCUGUCAAGCAGGUUCUGAUUGGAAGCAGCAACGCGACGAGGGAGAAGGCCCAGGCACAUGUAAGGGAGCUCGAGGACGAAGUGAAGAUGCUUAAGAACCUCUCCCACCCUAAUAUUGUUAGGUAUAUUGGGACGGCGCGGGAGGAAAACACACUAAAUAUUCUGCUGGAAUUUGUUCCUGGAGGCUCGAUCCAGUCACUACUUGGGAGACUUGGAUCAUUCCCGGAGGCUGUCAUCAGGAAAUAUACUAAACAGCUUUUGCAUGGACUGGAAUAUUUGCAUCGCAAUGGAAUCAUUCACAGGGAUAUAAAGGGCGCAAAUAUACUUGUUGAUAACAAAGGUUGCAUUAAGUUAGCAGAUUUUGGAGCAUCUAAGCAAGUAGAAAAGUUGGCAACUGCAACUGCUGCCAAGACGAUGAAAGGUACCCCAUAUUGGAUGGCACCAGAAGUCAUUGUUGGAAGCGGUCACAAUUGUUCUGCUGAUAUCUGGAGUGUUGGGUGCACGGUAAUUGAAAUGGCAACAGGCAAACCCCCGUGGAGCCACGAAUAUCAAGAGGUUUCUCUUCUUUAUUAUGUUGGGACGACAAAAUCACACCCACCUAUACCAGAACAUCUCUCUACAGAAGCCAAGGAUUUUCUGUUAAAAUGCUUACAAAAGGAACCAGAAAUGAGAUCUGUUGCAUCAGACUUGUUGCAGCACCCAUUCGUUACAGGAGUAUUGGAAGAUUUUUGUCAGCUUAAUCAUGCUGUACCCAAGGAAACCUCCAAAAACGAGAUUCCUUCCUAUGUAGUGCCUACUGUUGACUCGGACUUGAGUCGCCCCAGCAAGCUACGCAAUCUGAGUUCUUACAAGUCAUCAGACACCAGACCAUUGUGGGAUCUGCAAUGCAAUGAUGAUGACAUUUGUGAGUUCGCUGACAAAGAUGAUGUCCCAAUGGUUGGAUCUAGCUUCAAUCCUAUGUCUGAACCAUCUGAUGAAUGGGAAAGCAAACUUGACAUAAGCCCAGAGCAACAAUUUAUUGAGUCAAGGGAGUUUGGUGGAUUAGCCAAACUUGCAGAAAGUCAGAUGUCUGAAAAUGACUUUACUUUCCCUUGCGAGGGAAGCUGUGAAGAGGAUGAUGAAUUUACAGAAUCAAAAAUAAAGGAAUUUCUGGAGGAAAAGACCACAGAUCUAAAGAAAUUACAGACACCUUUAUAUGAGUUCUACAACACAGUGAACGCUGGAGUUUCUCAAGGAGUUAGUGAUGUUUGCCGAGCAAGCAACAUAACUAAUCCCCGGUUACCCCCUCGAGCAAUUAAGAUGGUGGGAGGUGCAGCUUUAGAGCCAAUUUGUGUUAAUCUGAAAAAUGCCAGUCCCAAGAGUUGCACAAGGCGCUUCUCAAGAAGCAGUGUGGAGAGCAGUCGUGUCUUGAGAGAAAUAGCUUCACCUGAACUUAACAAACUUGAGGGCAAGGUCCAUGAUGAUACUGACGACAAUCCAAGCUUCAGCUUUUCGGAAAUACAAAGGAAGUGGAAGGAAGAGUUAGACCAGGAACUUAAAAGAGAGCGAGAGAUGAGGUCCGGUGGCUAUGGUAAAGCAGCAUCACCGUCUCCAAAGAGCCGAAGAUUGACUGGAAAACGAGAUCGUAGCCCUGUCUACUGA